Messenger RNA from Manacus vitellinus (golden-collared manakin), 5234 nucleotides. It is a transcript of the gene DNAJC12, whose product is annotated as DnaJ heat shock protein family (Hsp40) member C12. Gene Ontology annotation, cellular component: cytoplasm. Bases 62 to 652 code for a protein of 196 amino acids. The transcript has 6 exons. The record is from RefSeq and is a predicted model, not a curated record. NCBI's taxonomy places the organism in Eukaryota, Metazoa, Chordata, Aves, Passeriformes, Pipridae.
GGUGACUGACAGACUGGCAAGCCUCUGUGCCGGCUGGAAAAAGCCCGCGGGAGCAGUGCCGAUGGAUGCGAUUCUGAACUGCAGCGCGGAGGAUUUGGAGGAUUACUACAACUUGCUGGGAUGCGACGAGCUGUCGACGGUUGAACAAAUUCUUGCAGAAUAUAAGAUUAAAGCUCUUGAAUGUCAUCCUGACAAGCAUCCUGGAAACCCCAAAGCAGUGGAGAGUUUCCAGAAGCUGCAGCAAGCUAAGGAGAUUCUCACUAACGAAGAGAGCCGGGCGCGCUACGAUUACUGGCGACGAAGCCACAUCACCAUCCCCUUCCAGCAGUGGGAGGCCCUGAGCAGCUCCGUGAAAACGUCAAUGCACUGGGCUGUCCAAAGUAAGAAGGACCAAAUGCUGGAGGCCCCUGACUUCAGUAAUACCAACAUAACUAAUGAGAUUUGGACCCACCAGACGGAAAACAAUGAAGAUGGAUUGUUGGGAGGGAACAGAGAGCAGGAUGAUGUUGCAAUUCCUGAUGUGAAACCACAGUCUUCAAAGAAUCCAGACUCCCCAAGAUUUUCCGAGGGAAAUUACUGGCACUUGCGUUUCCGCUGGUCAGGUGAUGCUCCAUCAGACCUGCUGAGGAAAUUCAGAAACUAUGAGAUCUAAAAUGCAGAAUACACCAGAGCAGGAGAUCACGUGUUCGACAGUGCAGUAUUUUUGUUUGUCAGCAGUUAUAAGUUAUUUGUGUUUUGUAUUCACUCCUUGUAACGUGAACGUUGUUCCAAUCACUGUCUAAAUGCUGGUUUAACACACGUGCUGUGAGCACUGCAGGUGGAGGUCUUUUUGUUUAACAAGCAAAGCCUUUUCAGUAUUAACAUGAAAUGAUUUUGUGAAGUUAUCUAGUAUCUUAUAUAUUGUUUCUUGUAUUCUGAAAUACUGUGUAGUGGUUAAUAUUUCUCUGAGUGCUGCGAUGUUAUAAAGAACAUACUCUCAGUAGAACCAAAAGCCAAUGUUGGACUUCAGGGUAUCAUUCUGUUCAGAGAUGACCAUCCUAAAGCUCUUUGACAAUGAACUGUAAACAAAACUGUGCUUAUUUCUGAACUCUGUGCUCUGGUUCACUUCUCCAUGGCACUGUACUCACUGCAGUGAUUUAUAAUGCAGGCAAUCACAAACUUAACUUGGAGAAUUGUGAUCUUAUGAUAGAGAUGAAAAAAGAAGGCUCUUAUUAUCCAAGAAGGUCACUGUGAAAGAUCAAACACUCCUAAAAUAUCUCUUAAUUUCUACCCUAACGAGUACAGCUAUUUGCGCCAGCUGUUUAUUUUGGAAGGCAGUUCCAAAACUUUACUUGUCCAGGUAGCAAUGUUUUUUAAUUAAGAUUUAUUGGUGGACAACUGAUCCUCCUUGUUAUGCGUGCCAGCAUUGUCCUUUGGCUUCACAGCAAUUUCCCACCCUGCUCAGGUGGGAUAGACAUGGUUUUAUCAGGGUUUUGUAUGGUAGGAAUGAAGAAUCAGAGAAGUCAGCACUAAUGUGUACAAAAUCUCACAUGCUAGGUUUUUGAUAUUUUGGGCAGCUUCUCAAAUUCUACAUAGUUGUUUAUUUAUUUUGUAUUUGCUUUCUUCUUUGCAAAUCUGGCUAAUAUGUCAGACUUUGUGGUUUUGUGUAGGCAGAGAAUUCCAUCAGCAGCAAAUAAAACUGCCUGCAUACAGAAAAGGGGUUGCUUUCAUCUUUUUAAUUAAAUCUUUCACCCACCACAGAGAUCCCUUUAGAAUUUCUUCUUAUUUGUACCCUCAGUGGGUAAAAGCUUAAGAGAGCUUAAGUUAUGCAUCUUGGGCAUCUCACUGGGAAGUAUAACCUGAAAAGUACAGUGUUCUGCCAACAUGGAAACAAUGCUAUGAUGUCUGUCUCCCUCAUGCAGGGCUGAUGUGCUGACUGACCUACUGUGCUUCUCCUUGCAUACUUUGCAGCUAGAAACAUUAUGGAGAUGAGAUUAAUAAUUCUCUAAUAUCUGGUAAAUGUAAUCAGUUUUUUUUUUAGUGCAUGUGCUGCUUUACUUCAUACAAAGGUAUUUGCUCAAGAAAGACUUUCAGUCCACAUUAUAAAGAGGGAUUGUAAACAGUGUCAAACAGCAGUAAUAGAAGAAACUCUGGUUCAUUUGAAGGAUAUACAGUAAUAGGGAACAAUUUUCCCUCUAACAAAAAAAUGGGAAUGCAGCCAGCUGGAGCACUUUGAAUCAGGUGGCAGCUCAGAUUCUCCUCUCACCAUUUCGCUUGCCAGUAAAAGUGAAAGGGGGUAGUUGGAUGGAUGAUUUAGCACUUAAUGAGCUGGUUUCUCUUGAGAAGUGAGUACACAAUGGACCUUUGAACAGCAGGCUCAUUGUUGUUGUCAUUAAAACUGAUGUCCUGAUUAGCCAAUUACUGCACGGUUUGUUUUGGCAAAGAACCUUUGGGUGUUUGUUCUGGGUGAAUAGUUGCAGAUAUUUGGAAGACUCUUAGCCUAGUGAAAGCUGAUGGCAAAACUUGUGUUUUGCAACGUGCCUGCUAGAGAUCAGUACUGUAAUUUGUAUUUGCCCUCUGAAGAGGGCAGGUUAUAACUGGUGCUCCAGAACACCAAUACCAUCAAUACAGCCUUUUUUUCUUUUUCUAUUUUUCUGUGUGUUAAACUUGAAAUGGUUCUGUAUUUCUCAACUAGAGUUGAAUUAACCUAUUCCUAGCAGAGCAGACCCAGGGAUACUGGAAGGCCAGAGGAAUUUGUGCAGCUUUUUGCUUUUUUUCCCCCCAAAAAACAGGUGGGACCUGACCUGUUGGCCAGUAGCAAUAGUUAGCUGGAAUAAGUGGGCAGCCUAGUUCUUCAUCAUGUAAGAAAGUAAAGAAAUAAACACCUGACAAAUUAGUCUGUGUUAGAUGACUCAGGGUCCACCCUCUGAGGGUAAGCUGCUUCUUUGCCUUUUUUUUUUUUUUAGAAGUUUUUCUGCUAGUAGCAUGAAAAGACCCAGCAAAUAUUCCCCAUGACAUUUUUAUCUACAGUGUGGUGCCUCGGCCUGGGCAGUGGUGAGCACAUUACACACUCCACAUGCUUAAAUUUUGACUGGGUCGGGAGUUGUGAGGUGGAUCUCAGGCUCUGAGAGGAUGUGAUAACGAGCCAAUGGUCAGGUGUACGUGGUUUUCAGUGGCACACAGAGAAUUUAACUUGCUUUACAAAGUGGAAACAGCUGCAAGAGGUUGGUUGUGGGGGUGGGGAACAACAGCGACAAACCCAGACACGACAUGUUAGAUUAGGGCCCUCGAGUCUCAAGCUGGAGGAAGAGGGCAGUUCUCUGCAAGUGAUGGUAAGGUCUCAUUUGCUUUUUCAGCACUUCUUGUGAGUUGUUUAGGUGGGUAACAAGGGGCUCUGAAUGUUCUGGGUACCUGAGGGGUCUGACUUGGUGUGUGCUUCCAUCACAACAACUGAGCAUUACCGUGCUGGAGUGCUACAGCUCUGAAUGACUUGGCUGAGAAUAAACUGAGAGGUGAGCCCAGCUCCUCUGGAGUCCAGUCAGAAGUGUUAAUAAAGCUUGGCCAUUACUGCACUUGUGAGGGCUGAAAAACUUCAAUGUGGAAGUUAUGAGAUAGCAGAUGGGGGUGCAGGUGGAUGAUGACAAUAAAAUACAGAGAAUGGGGCAUGUUGUUGAAUGCUGUGUUUCUACGUGUUUGAGACUGCAUUUGUAAGAUCAGAAAUUAAGCAACUAUUUAGCCAGUUGUUUACAGUGUAAUUGAGCAGCUGGGGGGGACCCUUGAAUUAUGUAAAAUUAUUAUAAUUUUAUUUACUGCUGUCAUACUUGUUGUGCAAAUGCGGAAUAUAUAAGACCAAGAAUGUUCUAGUUCUUGACAAACUUAUUGUUUUGCCAGUAUUUGCUGGGUUGUUUUGCCAACACUUCCCAAGUAGCAAUGUAAGAGUUAAAGUUUGGAUGAUGAAUACAGACAGUAUAUGACUUAAAAUCUCAGGCUGAGUAAUGCUGAAUGAUAGGUAAGGUUGUUUCCUGAAUGUUCUUUUCCUCUUUAAAUGAGAUUUAAAAAAAAAAAAAAAGUAGUUUAUAAGUUUUAUAGUAGAAGCAAGUAUCCUGAUGAUGAUUAAAAUAGAUACUGGGUAGCUUUAAUUUCCUGAGCAUGAACAUUGCUAUCUUACCUUCCCAGCAGGCUCAUCUCUCAUUUCAGGAUAUGAAAGUGUAAGCAGUGAGACUGUUGUAAAGCUGAUGAAAUUACACAGCUAAAGAUAAAGCACCUCAGUAAGUUGUCAGGCUCUGUCACUGUCAGAUGGGGAGACGUUUAUCAGUUAGUUCAUGCUGGGUAUUUUUGUGGCAGCCCAGUGUACACACUCCUCCUGCUGUUCCAGGAGUUGCCAAGCCUCCCCAUGAUGGCAGGCACUGGGUCUGUUUGUGCUUUCACCUUCACUGUGUUUAGUCUCAUCUCCCUCUCGUGUUAAUGAAGAUGAGACUCUUCAGGUGCUCUAUUUGUCCCAGCUUUGAAGGGCUGGUGUCUGAGUUAUUACGGUGGUACACGGGAUAAACUUGGAGCUUUUAAAUGUUUCAGGUCUCUGAUGGAUAUUCUAACCUGUCACAGGUGAUGGAUGCUGGAGAAAAUGAUUUUUCUUUCCUCUAUUCCAACUUCACACUGGUUUGCUCUUUCUCCCUUCUUCUGGUGGAGCAGUAAGGGAGAGGGGCUACUUCUAAAAAAUGAAGUUUUUUGCCAAAGUUCAGAAGGUUUCCAGCUCUGAUAUGUGUUGUGGUACUCAGUGCUUUGGACAAAAUGAUUUGCCUGCUGCUUUGUCAAAAGUGCUUCCCUUAAAAUACGGCAGGACUCUUGGCACCAAAGGCAGACAGCUUUUCUAGGGAGAUGCAGUUCGACUCUUGGGCGUCAGUCCUGACAGAAACGACUUUGUUAGGAUUGUCAGAGCUGGUCAUUCAUUUCCAUGGAGCCCCCAGGUUCUGGCUGGGUGGAGAGAGGACUGUCAGCUCCUCCUCUUCCUCACAGCCUUUGUGUGAAUGAUGUCUCUGGGUGGGUGGUGGGCAGGAGAAUGAGCAGAAAGGCCCAGAGGAGUAAGAGACUGUUGCAGCUCGUUGGGUCUGGGUGCCUUUGGUGUCUUCUGCUCCCUGAGGUCCUGAGCCCAGGACACUGGUGCUGUGUCUGGAGCUUUAGUAGGCUGCUUGGCACUCCUUGCUUAUUUUCUUCUGUAAUUACAAAAAAUAACUGCAAUUAAAACCAUAUGGUUCUUC